AUGGAGACACUCGUAGCGCUCCUCCUCGGAGCGCUCCUCGUGCUCCUAUACUACCGCCUCCCGGCGGCGGCGGCAAGUACACACGAGGCCGUGUGCCACUGCCACGACUGCACGCAGCUGCGGCACGGCGCGGGUGCCAGCGCGAGCGCGAGCGCGCAGAGCUCGCCGGUGAAGCGCGCCGUGUCGUCGUCGACGCCGGCCGUGGUGCCGCGCGAGCCUGCACGUGUCGAGCCGCCAUCUGAGCCUGUGUCUGCGCCCGAGGCGCCAGCUACGGCCGAGGACGACUGGCCCGAGGUCGAGGUCCAGGACGAGCCGGCUCCGGAAUCUUCACUCAACACACAUUCGCCGAGCUUUCCGCGCGACCCGCUCCCCCACCUCGUGCCCACGUUCAAAGGCAAGCCAAAGGCCCCAGGCAAGUUCGUGUGCGACGAGUGCCAGCCGCCGAGACACUUUGUCGCGCCGUUCGCACUCAAGAAUCACAAGACGGAUGCGCACCCGACCCGCGCAAAGGACAAGCCCAAGCGCCCCUUUGGGUGCCGGUACUGCCGUGAAGGCUUCCCGUCGUACGCCGAGCUCGCGGCGCACAGCAGCGCCGCGCACCCCGAGCGUGCGAGCCGCGCUGGCGGUGCACAGGACGCCGAGGACCCAUGGCACCAGCCCUCGACGCCGGCCGCUACCCUCCCGUGCCCCAAGUGCCUGGCGACGUUUGCCAGCGAAGAUGCACUGCAGGAGCACGCCGCGGACGCGUUCGCACACAGCUUGACCGACAGCCCGCACUGGCCGAGCUUGAACAAGCCUGCCGAGCAGAAGCGCGUCGUGUGGCCCGUGUCCGCGACUGAGCCGGAUACGGUCGCUGAGCCCGAGGUCGUCGUGGAGGAGGAGGCUGUGGCACCGGUUGUCUGGGGCGAGGACGGGUGGCCUGUGAGUCCGGGGGUGAAGGACAAGGGAGAGGACAAGGACCACGACGAGGGAGAGGCGGUGGAGAAGGAGGGCGGCGACGACGUGCAGGACGUCGACGACACUAGCGAGGACGAGGGCGCGUCGCCCACCUCGGCGAUCAUCCUUACGCCCACUGGGGCCGCAAACCUGUCUGAGAAUCAGAGCGACACGUGCGCUGCCUCGCCCGAGCCGGCAGGCUUGACCGAGUCGACUACGGAGGAGGCGCCCACGGACGACGCGAAAGCCACUUCGACUCCAGAGGCGAGUCCGCCUACCCUCACCACCGAGCUCGCGCCUCCGUUCUCCACUACCCCCGCCAAACUGGCAACUACACCCUCCAAGUCUGCCCCCGUGUACGAGAGCAAGACUCCAGCUCCGGCCGCGCGCGCCAUGGCUCACCUCACCGCAACGUCGUUCACGCCCGUCGCCCCCGGCGCCGACCCCUCGUCCCCGUCGUUCAGCUUCACACCAACGCCGCACAAGUUUAGCUGGUCGCGUAACAACGCGUCGUCGACGCCGACCUCGGGAUCAUCACUCGUGCCGACGCCGGACAUGCCCAGACCAGCCACGCCGUCCCAGGUCCCCACGGCCUCGCCUCUUCCGCCCGCGACUCCACCGUCCUGGGCGGACGAGAGCCUCCCCGUGUCGCCGACGUCGCCGACCAACGCUCUCACGCGCACGACAUCGGCUUCGUCCGCUCUGUCCUCGUCCUCGAUCUGGGGGCCUCCAGCGAACGCAUACAAGACCGGCUUUGUCACUUCCUUUUCGCAGCCCGAGUCGUCUCCAGAGCCGGCCCCGAACCCGUACGGCGGGCUGGCAGGCAAGGACGCCCCGUGGAAGGCGGCCGAGUGGCGCCUGCGCAAGCCGAUCGAGCGCACCGAGAGACCCGAGCGGAGCGACAGACCCCCGCGCAAGGACAAGGACAGGUCGUCUAUCCCGCCGCCCUUCCCGCUCGAGCAGCGCGAGUGGGCCAGCGUGCCGGCCUACUCCGAGCCCUCGGGGGACCUGUAUUCGCGCGCUGGUGGACAGGAGCGCGCGGGGCGCGGGGGAAAGAAGCGCGGCGGCGGGAAGAGAGGAGGAGGCAGGACUGCCGCGCCCCUCCAGCCCAUCUUUGAUGAGUGGACCAACCUCGAGACGGCGGCGGCGACGGGCAAGCCCAAGGCCCCUAGUGUGGGCAGCUCGAGCAGCGGGCAGAGCGUGCGUGGUCAUGGCCGUGGCCGUGGUGCGUCGUUUGCUUCCCGCGGUGGACGUGGCGGCGCUGCUCGCCAGCGCGAGGCGCAUGUGCCUGGCUCUACGGGCUGGGUCGACCAGCAUGUCCUCCCGCAGCCCAUUGCUGCCGACGGCGAGGACCCCUACGGCGGGUGGUAG
Molecule: messenger RNA, 2307 nt
Organism: Vanrija pseudolonga
Lineage: Eukaryota; Fungi; Basidiomycota; Tremellomycetes; Trichosporonales; Trichosporonaceae
Exons: 3
Coding region: 1-2307 (768 amino acids)
Source: RefSeq, a predicted model, not a curated record